Aricia agestis (brown argus) is the source of this 1461-nucleotide messenger RNA. Its product is annotated as G-protein coupled receptor Mth2-like. Gene Ontology annotation, biological process: G protein-coupled receptor signaling pathway; cell surface receptor signaling pathway. The transcript has 8 exons. Gene Ontology annotation, cellular component: membrane. The coding region runs from base 82 to 1281 and encodes 399 amino acids. Gene Ontology annotation, molecular function: G protein-coupled receptor activity. NCBI's taxonomy places the organism in Eukaryota, Metazoa, Arthropoda, Insecta, Lepidoptera, Lycaenidae. The record is from RefSeq and is a predicted model, not a curated record.
GAAACACAUCUCAUUACAGCGAGGACGUGUUCACGAAUUUAAGCGGUCAGUUCCGAUUUUAAUUACGAAUGCAAUAAAAAUAUGAAUCUGUUAACAAUAAAUGUGCUACUGAUACUAGUAGUAGUAGUCACUACAGUCGCAGAGCCGAGAGACGUUUUUUGCUGCGAGGAAGAUGUGGAAGUUAGAGAUGGUGUUUGUGUUAAAGACAAUUCGACCACUCCCGUCAGCCUCUCUUGUAAGACAUACGUUCAUAUUACCGAUAUGGAUUUUGAGAUAAUCGAUGAUGGUACUAUGUUCUUACUCAACGGAGACGAAGAACUGAGACAGGAGAAAGGCAGCUACUGUGUCUGGAACAGAACCAGUGAUUCUGAUGGAGUGCUGGUGAUCUGUGAUGAUGAUCAGCAACACGACGUCAACGAUGAGACAGUCCUCGGAUACUGUAUGUUCAUAUCCGGCAUCUUCCUGAUGUUAACCGCACUCGUGUAUUGUUUGUUACCAGACGUAAGAGAUUUGCUAGGGAAGAGUAUUAUAAACAUGUGCGCAAGUAUGGGCAUAGCCCAGUGCGUCAUGGCUGGCAUGAAAUUAGUUGCCUACUCAGACAUGGCCCUAUGUGCUGCAAGAGGUUUUUUCGCGUACUACUUCUUUUUGUCAAGUUUCUUUUGGACAAACGCCAUUUCUAUACAGUUUCUAAUAAGAUUAAGACGGCCCAUCAAAGCAGACUACGGAUGGAGGCGGUUCCUUUAUUACGCACUGUACGCGGAUGGCGUUCCAGGUGUAUUGACGGGUGCAAUAGCUGUAGUCAACUUCUACCCCGGCCGCCACAUUAAACCUGGUAUUGGGUUGAAUCACUGCUGGUUCAUCGACAGCAGGCAGCAGUGGUGGUACAUGUACAGCGUCAUGAGCAUCCUCAUACUGGCUAACAUUGCCAUCUUCUUCUACUUGUCGAUACAGCUGUGGAAGUCCGCAGUUUCCUCGUCAAACAUAAAAGGGUUAAAAUAUAUAUUCCUUCUUACGUUAAAAUUGAUUGUGGUUAUGGGUCUGCCGUGGGUAUUUGAACUUAUCAGUUCUUUAGCCGGAAAAAGCUUAAUAUGGGUAGUGAUAGACAUUUUCAAUGCCCUGCAGGGGCUGGUAAUAUUCUACAUACUGGUGGUGAUAAGGAAGCGUGUCAUUAAGGCACUGCACAAGAAUGGAUAUCUGGAUUGUAUAUCCGACGCAGUCGAGAGGUACUUGUCGGUGGGUGACGAUGAAGAGGAUUACAUAGUUCAUCACACGAACAUCUAGGUGCCUUCUAAACUUGGGGUUUUAGUGGGUAGUUUCCCCGUCCGGGAAGGCUCACAUACCUCAGGGAGAGCGAAAAAUGGGGGCGACCACCCACGGCCUCGCGGUCCAAGGGGCCUCGCGCCUCUUUGACCACGAGAAUUUUUCUUAAGGAUGUACGAGUUUAAUUACUUAAUUUUUUAU